UACCUAUAUGAGCAGGUGUAAGCGAGUCAAGUUUGCACAGUACUCCGCCGGAGCCAGAUUGCAAGGAGAAGCAAAGCACAGAACUCGUGGGCAUCCAGUGACGCUGAAUGUUGGGAGAUUCAGGGCAGACAAAAGGAAGUCCUUUGCACACAGCACAGAGUUAAACUAUGGAACUCACAGCUGCAGGAGACAGUGCUAGCCAUCCUCUUGGGCCAGUUGCGUCGGACUUUGCCAUGGCCACUGACCUCAAAGGAGACGGCCCAGAGGCGCCAAAGGCCGAGAAUGCCGUGACCAGGCUUGGCAGCCUCCCCUUGAUCGUCUCCACCUACAACAUUUGCUCCUCUAUGUACAACUAUGCCAAGGACACUUAUCCAUGCAUCAAUUCUGCUUGCAGCGUGGUGGAGUUGGUGGCUGCCAUGGCCGCCGGGGGCGUGGCUGGGAGUGUCCAGCCCCUCCUCCCCCAUCUUGAGCCCCAAAUAGCUGCCGUGAAUAAAUACGCUUGCAAAGGGCUCGACAGACUGGAGGAGAAUCUCCUUUGCCUUCAUCAGCCAGCCUAUCAGGUGAUCGAAGACGGUGCCUGUGUAACCAAAUCAGUCAUUUCUUCCACGGUCAGCACAGCCGUGAGUGCUGCCUCCGGGGCCAAGCAACUGGUGUCCCACAGGGUGACCGAAGCUGUAGACCUCACCAAGGACAUCGUCCAGGACAGCGUCAACUUGACCAAAUCGGUGAUGAACUCCACGUUCAACACCGCGGUGAACGCCGCACACGAGGCCAGGGACCUCGUGUCCCAUCGGGUGGCCGACAUCGUGAACUUGAGCAAAGAGACGGCUCAGGAGAGUGUUGACUUGACCAAGUCAGUGGUGUCCUCCACGGUCAACACUGCCCUCCAAGCUGCCCAGGGGACAAAGGAUCUCAUGACCGGUCAAGUAAGAAGCUGUGGAGCUGUCCAGGAAGGUGUUGAGAUGACCAGUUUCUUAAGGCAGGCACUGGCCAGCGGAGUUGACGCCAUGUUGGGCAAGACGGAGGAGAUGGUGGACCACUACCUCCCCAUGACCAACGAAGAGCUGGUCAAGCUGGCCACGGAAACCCAAGGCUUUGGCCUAGCGUCCCUGGAGCAGCAGCAGCAGCAGCAGAGCUACUUUGUUCGCCUGGGGUCCCUCUCCAGCAAAGUCCGCCAUCGCGCUUACCUGCAUUCCCUGGACAGGCUUCACCUCCUUCAGGAGAACACGCAGAACACCCUUUCCCAGCUCCAGUUAGUGAUCAGCCUGGUGGAGCACCUGAAACGAGGAGUUGGGAAACGUGUCCAAGAGGCUCAGGAAAAGCUCAACCAGCUUUUACUCGAGUGGCUCCAGAGCCAGCCGGGAGAAAGACAAGAGGAAGGAGACAUGCCACAGCCAGAGCAGGCUGAGUCGCGCACACUGGCUAUGCUUCGCACCAUCACUCAGGACCUCGGGCCUGCCUAUGCUCGGCUGGUGUCCACCAUCAAAGACCUCCCCACCAGCCUCCGCGAAAGGGUGGACCGAGCCAUUGGCGACCUCCGCCAGCUCCAUGCUUCCUUCGCCUCGGCCACGUCCUUCCACGACUUGUCCUCCGGCGUCCUGGCGCAGAGCCGCGACAAAAUCGCCCAGGCCCGCGAAGCCCUCGACGGCCUGGUGGACCACGUCAUCCAAAACUCCCCCCUGAAUUGGAUCGUGGGGCCUUUCAGGUCCUCACUGGGCGCCAUGGAGGCCAUGACGAUGGAAACAGAAAACCAGGGGACAGCAACAGCAGCCCCGGAUGCGGGCGCAGCACAGCAGGAGAGGGUGACAGCAGGAUCCAAAGUGGCAAAGGCUGUGCCCAAGUCCACAAGGAAGAAACUGGAGGCAGAGGAGAUGCAAGGCUGCAAGGGGAAAGAGGUGACCGAGGCCCCGGCAGUGGAAGGUCCGGCCGCUGGCAUCCCAAAGAAGACAAAGAAAGAAAUGAAGGAGGGAGCCAUGGUAGUGAAGAGGCCCAGCAAAAGCACCUUGAAUCAGACUUCAGAAGCUCCCAAGACGCAACCAUAAAAGUCGGGAGUUAUUCCAACUGGAGCUGGCGGUUCCCCAGACGCUUUCCAACAUUCGCCCCCCAAACCAAACCAAAAGCUUCUCUCAGGCAUUCCUAAAUUGCUUUACUGCACUUUUCCCCAUCGCUCCCAAAAGAGCCUGUGUGUGCUGUGAGGAAAAAGAGCCAGACUUAGGGAUGGCAGAGAAAUUCGACUGAAUUGGCACUGAAAGGCGGAUUUCCCUCCUUUUGUUCUUCCCAAAACAGGGCGCAAACCCAGCCGACCUCAAAAAAACGCACUUUCCCAAACUUUGAGCUGCAGCUUCUCCAGCCGAGAAAUAACGUACCAAAAAAAAAAAGAAAAAGCUUCUGUACGAGUAAAGUGUAUAUAUGAGUGAAAAUGUCGUCCAAAAAUGCAUGGCAUUCGGAGAAAAUGGCUUGUGUGUUAGGGGGAAACGUGCACGUUAGGGGACAUUCGCACUGAAUUUGGGCUGAAUUUUCAUAGGGGCUUUACAAAUAAUAGUAAUCUCAAACUGGUGCGAAUGUUUGGAGGACUGAACUUAAGACUAGAAAAAUGAAAACCAGAGAGGAACGAAGAGAGACGGAUCCCCCAGUUCCUGAUCAGGGAGAAGGCUGCCCUCUGUGCCCCUGCAUGAGUUGAUGCUCUGGAUGCGGAAACCCAAGGGCACUCUCCUCUCAGAGUGGGUCAUUUCACUUUCUAGGUGGAAGGCUUUUAGGGUGAAAAAGUCUCAAUUUUUAAAAAUUUGGGCAGUAGGGGAAGGAAAUGCAUCAGCUAUCAGAAGUUUGGGAAAUAUUUGCUUAAAUUAGAGCAAGCUGCAUCUUGCAUGAGGUAUAUUCUUACCUGGACUGGCUGGCGUCAGAGAAGCCGGCGCUCUCUAGAUGUUGCUGGACUACAGCUCCCAUCACCUCUGAGCACCGGCCAUUCUGGGCACAACGCAUGGGACUUGGUGCCCAGUAAUGGCUGGAGGUUGACAGAUGUUCCCCAACGGUGCUCCAUCCACUGACUCCCUUUCCGCAAAGCACACUGCAAAAACUGGAUGCCCCCACCAGUCAUUGUGGCAAGGGAUUUGAAUACUUGGGGUCUCCUCCAAAUCCAUCCUCCCUUCAAAACAAAGUGCCUAGUCCUCACUGUUGCCGAGUUGAGUCUGGAGAUGACUGUGGAAGACUGAAUGAAGCUGAACUUGAAAAAAAGGCUCCCUGGGAAUAGAGGGCGUUGAGAAGGGAUUUGAAGGGGGCAGAGAGAGGAGGAGUUAUUUAGGGAUUCUGGGGAAAAGUUCAGUGAGUAGCUAAGCUGGAUUGCCAUUACUUCAUGCAGCAAGGACUCAAGAGUUCUGUGUGGUUCUUGUCUCUCUCCUAUCCCUGUGGAAAAUAAAUAAAUAAAUAAAUGUAUAUGCAA
Molecule: messenger RNA, 3436 nt
Organism: Rhineura floridana
Lineage: Eukaryota; Metazoa; Chordata; Lepidosauria; Squamata; Rhineuridae
Product: perilipin-3-like
Exons: 9
Coding region: 168-2042 (624 amino acids)
Biological process (GO): positive regulation of triglyceride storage; lipid storage
Cellular component (GO): lipid droplet; cytosol
Source: RefSeq, a predicted model, not a curated record